CCGCGCAGUUCCUUUUGCUCAGACGUUUGAAAGCUGGCACGGUGAGCGCGCGGCUGAUCGGGUUGUAGUGCCUCCCUACCCAUCCUGACUGAAUAUACUGUAACGUGACAAGCAUGGAGCUAAAUGAUGCUAACCUCCAAACCCUCACCGAGUUCCUCAGGAAAACACUGGACCCAGAUCCAGCAGUCAGACGUCCAGCUGAAAAGUUUCUUGAAUCAGUGGAGGGCAACCAGAACUAUCCGUUGUUACUGCUCACUAUGCUGGAGAAGUCCCAAGACCAGGUCAUUCGAGUCUGUGCUGCCGUUACCUUCAAGAAUUACAUAAAAAGAAACUGGCGCAUUGUUGAAGAUGAACCAAACAAAGUCUCUGAUGCAGACCGAACAGCGAUCAAAGCCAACAUAGUCAAUUUGAUGCUAAGCAGCCCAGAACAGAUUCAAAAACAGUUGAGUGAUGCCAUCAGUAUCAUAGGAAGGGAAGACUUCCCUCAGAAAUGGCCCGACCUGCUAACUGAAAUGGUGAACCGCUUCAGAAGUGGAGACUUUCACAUCAUCAAUGGAGUGCUUCGUACAGCACAUUCUCUCUUUAAAAGGUACCGCCAUGAGUUUAAGUCAAACGAGCUUUGGACAGAGAUCAAACUUGUGCUGGAUACGUUUGCCCUUCCUCUGACGGAGCUGUUCAAGGCCACUAUUGAGUUGUGUCAGACUCAUGCUACAGACGUCAAUGCCUUGAAGGUCCUCUUCUCUUCCCUCACACUCAUCUCCAAGCUCUUCUACAGUCUGAACUUCCAGGACCUUCCAGAGUUUUUUGAAGACAACAUGGAGACAUGGAUGACCAAUUUUCACGGCCUACUAACUUUGGAUAAUAAACUUUUACAAACAAAUGACGAGGAGGAAGCAGGUCUCCUGGAGCUGCUGAAGUCUCAGAUCUGUGACAACGCGGCUCUCUACGCUCAGAAGUACGAUGAAGAGUUCCAGCCGUAUCUGCCGCGCUUUGUCACGGCCAUCUGGAACCUUUUAGUUUCUACUGGCCAGGAAGUCAAAUAUGACCUGCUUGUGAGCAAUGCUAUCCAGUUCUUGGCAUCGGUGUGUGAAAGGCCACACUACAAGCAUCUAUUUGAGGACCAGAACACGCUCACUAGCAUCUGUGAGAAGGUCAUUGUGCCCAACAUGGAGUUCAGAAGUGCAGACGAGGAGGCCUUUGAAGAUAACUCUGAGGAAUACAUCCGGAGGGACCUUGAAGGAUCUGACAUUGACACUCGUCGUAGGGCCGCAUGUGACCUGGUGAGGGGCCUCUGUAAGUUCUUUGAGGGCCCUGUCACAGCAAUCUUCUCUGGCUAUGUGAACUCUAUGCUGGGAGAGUACGCCAAGAGCCCUGGGCAGAACUGGAAACAUAAAGAUGCCGCCAUCUACUUGGUCACAUCACUGGCGUCGAAAGCACAGACACAGAAGCAUGGGAUAACACAAGCCAAUGAGUUGGUGGAUCUGAAUGAGUUCUUUGUGAACCACAUUCUCUCAGACCUAAAAUCCCCCAAUGUCAACGAGUUCCCAGUGUUGAAGGCAGACGCCAUCAAGUAUGUCAUGAUCUUCAGAAGCCAGCUUCCCAAGGAGCAGCUGCUGCAGGCCGUUCCUCUGCUGAUAAGUCACCUGCAGGCGGAGAGCACAGUGGAGCACACGUACGCUGCCCACGCUCUGGAGAGGCUGUUCACCAUGAGAGGCCCCAACAACUCCACACUUAUCACGCCCGCAGAGAUGGCCCCUUUUACUGAACAGCUGCUAAACAACUUGUUCAAGGCAUUGGCUCUUCCUGGGUCUGAAGAAAAUGAAUACAUCAUGAAAGCCAUCAUGCGCAGCUUCUCCCUGCUGCAGGAUGCCAUCGUCCCCUACAUUCCCACUCUGAUUGGUCAACUGACUCAUAAGCUCCUCUUAGUCAGCAAGAAUCCCAGCAAGCCUCACUUUAACCACUACCUGUUCGAGUCCUUGUGCCUGUCGGUCCGGAUCACCUGCAAGGCCAACCCCACCACGGUCAGCAGCUUCGAGGAAGCACUGUUCCCCGUCUUCACUGAGAUCCUGCAGAACGAUGUCCAGGAGUUGUCUUCCCGUACGUGGAGUUGCGCAGGGUGAGAAUGUGCUGCUCCUCCUAGACGAUCCACUCGCCAACUCUAUUCCCUCCUCGCUAACAUGGCGUUAUUCCCUCACCUGCUGCAGCCGUGUCUGGGAGCGGACAGGGAGACAUUUCCCCUCUCGUGCGCCUGCUUCAGGCUUACUUGGAGAAGGGAGGUGCCUCUAUGCCAGCUCUGCUGCUGAUA
Notothenia coriiceps (black rockcod) is the source of this 2305-nucleotide messenger RNA. Its product is annotated as CSE1 chromosome segregation 1-like (yeast). The record is from RefSeq and is a predicted model, not a curated record. The transcript has 19 exons. Gene Ontology annotation, cellular component: cytosol; nuclear envelope. Gene Ontology annotation, molecular function: small GTPase binding; nuclear export signal receptor activity. Lineage: Eukaryota; Metazoa; Chordata; Actinopteri; Perciformes; Nototheniidae. The coding region runs from base 114 to 2120 and encodes 668 amino acids. Gene Ontology annotation, biological process: protein import into nucleus; protein export from nucleus.